Peronospora farinosa is the source of this 390-nucleotide messenger RNA. The record is from the annotation of a GenBank genome assembly. Lineage: Eukaryota; Oomycota; Peronosporomycetes; Peronosporales; Peronosporaceae.
AUGGCGUCAAGGUACAAUUUUAGCCACCGCCAUGCGUGGGCAAAUGUGGUAUUGUGGCUCAGCAGUCUCUCUCACGAUGCUAAGCUGCUGUCGGUAACGAUAAAGUCUUUUUCUGAUUACUUAAAACACAGUCCAGAAGCUGACGAAAUGGAUGGAAACCACGUCAAGCUCAAGUAUACGACAAGUUGGCUACACUCAGGACAUCAUUUGGAACUUACGCACAAGGAUGGACAGUAUCAAGCUUUAAUCAUGUGGGACGACAUGACGGAUGCAGCGCGCAAGGCACUGGACACUACGGACUUUUACGAUUCCAAGACACCGUUUAAUGACGUAAAUUUUGAAAAUAAUAUCGACGAGGCCUAUCCUUUCGAUAAGAACGAUGAGGCCUAG